This is a messenger RNA of Lucilia cuprina (Australian sheep blowfly), 8004 nucleotides long. It is a transcript of the gene fwd, whose product is annotated as phosphatidylinositol 4-kinase beta. The coding region runs from base 1029 to 6662 and encodes 1877 amino acids. Gene Ontology annotation, cellular component: membrane; cytoplasm. NCBI's taxonomy places the organism in Eukaryota, Metazoa, Arthropoda, Insecta, Diptera, Calliphoridae. Gene Ontology annotation, molecular function: 1-phosphatidylinositol 4-kinase activity. The transcript is spliced from 12 exons. The record is from RefSeq and is a predicted model, not a curated record. Gene Ontology annotation, biological process: phosphatidylinositol phosphate biosynthetic process; phosphatidylinositol-mediated signaling.
AAAAAGAAGAGAAAAAAGGCGCAGUCUUUGUGGCAAAGAUUUUUUUGUGUUUUUUUGUUGUUGGUCAAACAAAUUUAUAAAAAAUAAAUUAAUCAAGAAAAUUUUAUAAUUUAAUUGAAAUCAACAAAAUCCAUGUUAGAAAAAAGUGUAAUGUUUAAGUGAGUAUGUGUGUGUGUGUUUUUAUAAAUAUAUGAAAAAAAUAUUUGUGAUUUUAUGAAAAAUCAAGAAAUAUCAGUUUUCAAUUGUUACUGUAUGGUGGGCCAAGUGAAACCUUAUAAAAUUGCAAUAAAAAAAGAUAAAUAAAAAAAUUUAUUAAACAAAAGCCGCUCUAAAAAAAUUCUAUAUAAAAACAAACCUAUUGUAAAACCAAGUUUAUUAAGCAAUAAAAUUAUUUAACAAAAAAUACGAAAUCUAUUUUCCACAAAUAAAAAAAAAAACAAAAUAUUUUAAUUACAAUUUAAAUAGAAAAUUACUAAAAAACAAACAAGUGAAAGUUUAGUUAUAGAAAAUACAUGAAAUAAUUAAAACCCUGUCCAAAUAGAGUCUUAAAGGAUUAUAAUUUCAAGAAAAAAAGGAUUAAACCAUUAACAAAAGUUCAUCACUAUGUUUACUCUCUGCUCUCCUGACUCUAAGCAGAGUUUAUGAUCUUGUUAAUAGUAAUUAACAGGAGUUAAAGGAAAUUCUAACAAGAUGUCCUGAUUUUUUUAAGAAAUAUAUAAAAUGUCUAAAGACGUUAAAGCCGAUUUUAAAUUUAGUUGUAAAGGUUGUGAUUUGUCAAAAAAUGGCUUAAGAAAGAGCGAGUAAACUCUAUUUCUAUCUGUCACACUUAGCUUCCUCUCAUCAAUGUUUUUCUCAUAAACAUUAACACAAAAAAACAAAAUAUAAAAAAAAUCCUUUAAAAAAGAGAAAAAAGUUUAACAAGAAAUACUCAUAUUAAUCGUUCCUUCUCUCACUUUCACGAAAGUUUAAAAGAUCAAGAAGAUUCUCUAACUACAUACUCAACGAACACAAAAUAGAUUUAAAAUAAAAUGAAUUCCGUUAUUUCUGCAUUUAAGGCCAAAAAGAAUUCCAGCCAACAGGCCAAUAAUAUCACCGGAUCCAACACCAAUGGCUGCAAUGAUAAUAAACAUAAUAAUUUAAGUAUGAUUGCCAAUACAUUGACCACCUCCUCCUCGAAAAAGAAGGCAAUUAAUGCCCAGGAUAAUAGCUAUCAAUAUUUAAGACAUAUACGUGAAAUAGAUACGGCCACCAAAUUGUUAUCACCCAUAGUGGGGGCAGAUGAUUUGCUAGAGACCGAUAUGCAUAAUUUUCGUCCGGUAACGGCAGCAGUGGCGGGUGUUGAUGUCGUCGAUCAUGUUCCUUUACAAACAGUGCGUUUGACACCCAAUUCCUUGGAAACAUCCAGUCUGGCCGAUUGUAAUAUGAAUGGUGGCAAAGGUGUUUUAACACAUACACAAAUGGAAAAUGGCAAUUGCCAGGAUUCUUUGGAGGAGUGUAUAAAUGAUAGUUAUACGAGCAUAUCGAAUGGUCAGCACAGUUUAACCAGCAGUCCCACUUCCCAUUUAAAUGAGCUAGACGAUGAUGAAUCUGAACAUUCUAUAACCGCUUGCACCAGCACCACCAGCAGUAGUUCCAGCGAUCAAAGCAAUAGUACUGUGGUGCAUAGUCCCAUAGCACCUACAGCGAUAGCUGCGGCAGCCAAUAACAAAUCACAGAAAGCAUUAAACUCAUCAACAACAGCAACAGCCAACACUUCAGCCAAUUUACCCAGCCCCGCCAAAAGUCUGAAUUUGAGUCUGAAUAGUAAUACCUCCUCUCCCUCACUAAUGUCUUCAUCCUCCUCCAUUUCUGUUUCUUCCAAUUCGAAUACCUCUCUGGCACUCUGUAAUUCCGGUCCCAGUUCUUGUUCAUCCGCCACCGGUUGUGAUAUCAGCAGCAGCAGCAACGAUUAUUCCCAACCUUCAUCACCCACUCUGGUGACACGACGCAGUUCACAAUCUUCGACCAGCUCGGAAUAUGUACCGGCAUUUUUGAAAUCCUCACAUGUAACAUUGCCCAUUAUAAUGCCAAAUAGUAGCAGUAGUUUGGCUUCUUUACCACCGAACUCGAAUCAAAGUAUCGGUGGUACACCGGUUAACUCAGCGGCCACUACACCCAAACACACACGCUAUUCCAAGCCGAGACUGAGUUUAAGUCGUUUUAUUAAUCAUUCUAUGCCCUCGGUUCAUGGUCGUCCAAAUUUAAGUUUAGCUGCGGGUACACCGGGUAGUGCGAUUAAUGGUGGUGCUUCAGGUGGUAACGGCGGCAAUCCUCCAAAACGUGCUUCAACACAUCAGAGAAAUUUAAGUUUAGAUUUCAGAUCUAUGGGCAUUUUAUUGCCACCCGUUUCCCAAGUGACUAAUACCCGCAUUAAUUUAACACAACAUCAUCGUAAUCGCAGUUUGGAUAGUGCUUUACAAAGGAUACCAGAGGUUGAAGUCUCUUCGCCCAAUGCCGAGAGUGAGAAUACAUUUUGUACACCAUCCAUACUUGGGUCAACAAUGUGUUCGAAAAUUGUAACGACCGCAGCAAAUGUAACAGCAGCGCUUACCACCACCCAAACACCCGCACUGACGUCAUCGACAACAACAAAUGCCUCAACGGCAGCAGCCGUUAAUGCAGCAGCUUCAUCAUCAUCACCAUCAUCCUGUUCUGCGUAUGAAAAAGCUGCAAUUGAAACUGUUUCAACAACAGAACCCACAAGCAUAUUGACAGCAUUACAAUCAACAACAGCUGGAGCGAGUUCAAGAGGAGGCGGAGAAGUGGGAGCAUUACACAAUGAUAUUAAUAAUACAGUCAUAGUUGAGCCAUAUUGUCCUAGCGCACGUUUACGACCUAAAUCAUCAGAUUCUGCCACAUCAUCAUCUUCAUCUACGGUACAACGAGCUGCAUCAUCAGCAUCUACUGCUUCCUCUAAUGCUUCAUCAACAAAUUCAUCAUUUGCUAGUGGUUCAAAUAAUGCUCUAGCUGUUAUAACCGGUUCAAAUCAUGUCAAUCAAAAUGGUAAAAAGCGAGAGGAUUUAACCAGUCUUGGCUCAGAUGAUUCUGGAAUAAUUUGUGGUUCUGAUUCUGAUCAAAUCUCUUUAAAUCGCAUACGGCAUUCUCACGAAUCUCUAGAUUCUGGUGAAAUGGACAAUGAAGAAGAAUGCAUGGAUAUGCUUGAAACCACAUCAAUGGAUGAGGAAUACAAUAUGUUACAAUCGGAUCUGCGUUUCUAUCAAUCACCCGAUACUGAUUGUCGCACUCUUAGACCUUCUAAAAAGAAACACAGCAAUAUUAUACAACAACAUCCAGAUAAUAAUGUGGAUAAAACUCUAAAUGCUGAUGAUAUGAGUGGUGAAGUUGACGAUGACAUGGAAGCAGGUGGUGAGGGAGAUACCAUAAGUGAACGUCAACGUUAUAGAGAAAUGAACAUGUCUCAAGCCGCUAUAAAUAUGGAAAAAUGUAAAAUUUCCACGAACUCUGACAACACAAUGCAAAAUGAUAAUACUUCGACAGAUGUAGUAGACUGUCCAACGCCCACUUUAAAUACUAACACACCAGCUGUUGUAACAACAGCUAUUGGGGGUAGUAGUGGUAAUAAAACCCCCUCCACACCUAGUGAAUCAUCGAAAAACGAUGUUCUGUUCAAGAAUUUCUUUGGAGCCACAAAAAAUGCUAUAUUCCGCACAGCUCAAAGUAUAAUUGAAAAUCACGAAAAGAAGAAUGCCUCAAAACAAAAUCAAAAAUCUACUGAGGAAAACACUAACACAGCUGGUGGUGCAGCAACUCCCACAGAGCAAAUAAAAUCUCCUACGGACAUUUCGAAAAAGAAAGAAUUCUUUAGUUUAUUAACAACAAAGAAAGCAGCAGCUGCUGCUGCCGCCGCCGCUUUGGCCAAUACGCCGGUCACAACUCCCUCAACACCCGGCCAGGAACAAGCCGGAAUUAAUGAGAAAUCUAACGAUAAAGAUAAUACAACGGCAUCGACGGAGUGUAUGGAGAAAACGUUAAGCUUACAAGUACCUAAUGCAACUUCCUCCUCCUCCUUCAACUCAAUUAUUAAUAAUAAUUCUUUAACUGUAACGAAAUCAUCUUCCAUAUCAUCUUUGAACAAGCUCAAAGUACCCGGUGUAGUGAAAUGUUUUAUCAAAGAGCGUCCUACAACUUCGCAGGAUUUAGCGAAUCAACAAAAGACUGAAAAAGGUCCCAGUGGCCUAUUGAGAUUUUUUGAAUCCCCAGUUUUUAACAUACAUUUCGCCAUACAUUAUCUCUUCUAUUCCAAAGAACCGGGAGUUCUUAGUUUUAUAGGCAACAAAAUCUUCAGUUUCCCCGAUCAGGAGGUAGAUUUGUAUAUACCACAACUGAUUGUCAUGUAUAUACAAAUGGAUGAAUUGGCUGAAGUAUUAGAUCCCUAUUUGACCAUUAGAUGUCGUAAAUCGGUAGACUUUUCUCUAAAGUGCCUAUGGCUAUUGGAGGCCUAUAAUUAUCAACAUGUAGAUACUAUGGGUAGUCGUAAGUCGCAAUUGGCAUUAAUGAAAGAGAUCUUCUCAAAGAAGGAACGCAAGCAGUUGAGUACAGUUGAUGUAAAGGAGACAGCAGUAUCGCAGUUGGCUCAGCCUGCUGUAGCAGCUGUACCAGGCGUUGUUUCUCCUUUGACCAAAAAGACCCAUCAUAGAUCACAAUCAGAUGCCACAGUUCUGUUGGCCGACUCCAGGCGUGCUAAUUCUAAUUUAAGUAUAUCAAAUCGACUGUAUCAACAACCCCCUUAUACUACACAAACCUUGCCUACCACACCCGCCAAAUUAUGUCUUGGAGAUUUAACUUCCGGCCGCGCCUUCGACAAUGGCUGCACUUGUUUCGAAACGGUGCGUGGCCAGGUCAACGAUUUGCUUGGCCACAAGACGGUGUGUUCAUGCAGUGCCCCCAAAACUGCUCCCCAAAAGGAGUUCAUGAAAGCUCUCAUCAAUGUUGGAAAAAAUCUAACCAAUCUUCCCUCAAAGGCGGAAAAGACUUCGGCCUUGAGAAUGUUUUUGAAUUUGAUUAAUAAAAAUCUUCCGGCUCGCGUUUGGUUACCCCUAUAUUCAGACAUUCCACAUCAUGUUGUGCGCAUCACAGAGGAAAAGACUGCUGUUUUAAAUUCAAAAGAUAAGACACCCUACAUCAUCUAUGUGGAAGUGGUAGAAGUGCCCGAUAUCUACUCUUCAUCUCUCAUACCCAAAAUGAUGCCAUCACUGCGUCAUACAAAAUCUGAAGAACAUUUAGAGGGUGGUCUUACCACCACCACCAACACCACUUGCCAACAUUCACAACAUCAACAUCAUGCCAUUUGUAGUCGUACUUCCAGUUGUAGUAGUCAUAGUGGUUCAUCAACGUGUAGACGUAAAAAGGAGAAGCUAAUGUCGGAAUCAUCGACAGGCAUAAGUGGCGAACAACAGCAACAGUGUUCUUCUACGGAACAUAAUACAACAACGACUACUAAUACAGCAGCCAGCAGUAGUAGUGUUGGUGGUUGUUUAGCGCCACCUCAGCUGAACGAAGAUGACGUUUGGUCUCAAGAGGACGAUGAGAUAACAGCUCAAUAUUUACACAUGCGUAAAAUGCGUUCACAAUCCGAACGUGAUGCCAUUUCACAAAUGUCCCUGGACUCUUGUGAUUCAAGGGAUCAAGGCAUGCCCGUUUUAUUCAAUAUUGGAGAUGUACGUACCCGCCAUUGUAAUAAUUUAAAUUGCGAAAAUACAAAAUCAUUUAGCAAUGAUCCAGAAGAUCCCUCAGCAGCAGCUCUUAAGGAACCUUGGCAUGAAAAAGAAAAACAAAUACGUGAAUCUUCACCCUAUGGACACCUCUCCAAUUGGCGUCUUCUAUCGGCCAUUGUUAAGUGUGGAGAUGAUUUGCGACAAGAACUAAUGGCCACCCAAUUGUUACAUAUGUUCAAAAUCAUUUGGCAAGAAGAACAUGUUGAUCUCUGGGUGCGUCCCUACAAAAUCGUCUGUCUCUCUAACGAUAGUGGUUUGAUUGAACCUAUUUUGAAUACGGUGUCAUUGCAUCAAAUCAAAAAGAAUUCCAAUAAAUCUUUACGUGAUUAUUUCAUCGAUGAAUAUGGUCCAACUGAAAGUGAUGCUUUUCGUUUGGCUCAAAAGAAUUUCGUACAAAGUUGUGCAGCAUAUUGUUUAAUAUCGUAUCUGUUGCAAGUUAAAGAUCGGCAUAAUGGCAAUAUACUGUUACACUCUGAUGGCCAUAUUAUACACAUUGAUUUUGGUUUUAUUUUAAGCAUAUCACCUAAAAAUUUAGGUUUCGAACAAUCUCCUUUCAAAUUGACACCCGAAUUUGUGGAUGUCAUGGGUGGCACAAACUCUGAACAUUGGCGUGAAUUUAAUCGUUUAUUGUUGGUGGGCAUGAUGACUGCUCGCAAACAUAUGGAUCGUAUAAUUAAUUUUGUUGAAAUUAUGCGAAGCAACGCCCAAUUACCAUGCUUCAAAAAUGGUUGCUCCGGAACCGUACAGAAUCUCCGCAAACGUUUUCACAUGAACUUAACCGAACAGGAAAUGGAACGUAAAGUUGAACAAUUGGUACAAGAUUCCCUAAAGAGUCUUUCGACCAAAUUAUACGAUGGCUAUCAGUACUAUACGAAUGGCAUAUUGUGAGAAAGGUUUUUUAUGAAAAUUUAAACACCAAACAAAAGAAAAAAACCAACAAAAUAAAGGUGUAAAGAAAAAACUCUAAAGGAAAUAAUUCUUAAGAAAGAGAAAUGUUAAUCAUUUUGUAUAAUGAUGCUGAAAAUAUGAUAUUGUGAGUGUAAAUAUAGUUUAACAAUUAAAAUAUAAUAUAAUAUUAUUAAUAAAUAAUUAUAGAAAAUAUUUAAAAAUAAAUUAUAAAAACAACUUUUGCAAAAAAAAAAAGAAAAUUUUUAAAUUAAGGAUUUUUUAUAUAACUACCAUUUAUUUUUUAAAUUAAACAUAUAGUUUAUCUUUUUUUAUAAAGAAAAUAUGUGUCCCCUUAAAACGAACCCCCCCCCUUCUAAGUGUAAAAUUUAAAGAAAACUUAAAAAAUUAAAUAAUUAAAUUUAUUAAAAAAAACUUUUUUUUAUAAACAAAAUUAUGUUUUAUAUAUUUUCGUUUACAACAUUUCUAAAUACUUCUAAAUGUGUAUAAUUUUUUUCCAUUAAAUAACUAAAUAAAACCCAUUAUAAUUAAAUAAUUUUAAUAAGAAAUAAAAUAAACAAUUUCUCUAAGAGCGAAACCUCUCUCCCUACUACCCCACUUUAAAUAAAAUAGUAAAUAUGUAAUACAUACUUUUAAAGCCUUUAAAAUUAUAAAUAAAUAAACUUAAAACUUUAAAAGAAAUUAACUAAAUAUAUUUAAAACAAAAAAUAAAUAAAAUAUAAUAAAAUAAAAUAAAUAUAUAAUUGUAUGUGUCUGUCUGUAAAAAUGUAUGCGUGUAAUUUUGUUUGUUAACAUUUAAAAUGUAUGUCUAAAAUAUAACAAAUAUAUUAUAAAAAUAAAAUAAAAUAUUUUUUAUCUUAAAAUUUAAAGAAAAAAAAAAAGAAUUGUUAUUAAAAGCUCGUCAAGUUUUCACAUAUUUAUAAAAAAAAAACAAAAAAAUGCUAUAAAAACAUUAUAAAAAAUAAAACAUAAACUAAUUGCACUCUCUUCUCUUUAAAAUUUAGCUAAAAUAAAUCAUUAAACAAACAUUACAAAAACAAAAAAAGAAUAUUUACUUCAAAACCAGCUUGACACUUAAAGUGUCUUUACGUUUUUGGUAAUAACAUUGCAAUAAUUUUAAUCUAUAAAAAAAACCCACAAAAAAUAUCAAAAUUUAUUUUAAAUAUUGUAUAAAAAAACAAAAAGAAAUCAAGAAAUUCAUGUGCGUAAGCCAACAGAAAAAAUUAAUAUAUUUAAUUAUAUAAGAUUUACAUUUAUAAAAGUAAAAACAACAACAUACACAUUAUUAUAACAUGCAUCCCAUACAUCAUUCGAAAUUUAAAAA